AUGGAACUCUUCAGCGCUUGGGAAGCAGAGUCUUCCAAGGGGAGAACUCCUGUACCUCUGGCUGACGCGGAAUUGGAAUUGAAUUACAUGCCCGAGGAGUAUCAAAAGAAAAACGAUGUAUCCGUCAAAACCUUUUACGAACGACUGGAGAUAAAGAAACAGGGUGGAGAGAUUGCGAUCAAAGAAUCUUUUAAGAUAUCGGGCUCUCUGAGAUUCAUUUGGACGAUGGAAGAACGCCGACUUCGUUUGAAGGAUGGCAAAGAGGAAAUUCGCGAUGGAGCCUGUAACGCGGCUGAAAAAAUGGAAAAGGGAUUAUCAAAUCCUGGCGAACGGGUUGAGGAUUAUUGUGAGAAGACAUCCUCCGAUGCUGUCGCCACAGAAGAAAGAUAA
This is a messenger RNA of Botrytis deweyae, 390 nucleotides long. RefSeq lists its product as uncharacterized. The record is from RefSeq and is a predicted model, not a curated record. The transcript has a single exon. The coding region runs from base 1 to 390 and encodes 129 amino acids. Lineage: Eukaryota; Fungi; Ascomycota; Leotiomycetes; Helotiales; Sclerotiniaceae.